Saccharomyces cerevisiae S288C is the source of this 390-nucleotide messenger RNA. It is a transcript of the gene FYV12, whose product is annotated as Fyv12p. Lineage: Eukaryota; Fungi; Ascomycota; Saccharomycetes; Saccharomycetales; Saccharomycetaceae. Gene Ontology annotation, cellular component: membrane. Bases 1 to 390 code for a protein of 129 amino acids. The transcript has a single exon. The record is from RefSeq and is marked reviewed.
AUGAGAUUACUUCACCAUGGUGAAUACGGGACAAAACUAAUUGGAGGAAAAUGCAGCAUAGAUGGGAAACUCGGUCACCCUUGCCCGCUAAGCAGAAGACGCAAAAAACAUCUGCGCGAAAAAGAAAUGGGUCCACAAUAUGUACGGAUGUAUGGUCCCAAAAGAAAAGCCAUAAUAAGGACAGGAAACCCGGAUGACGGCAUUAAUUUACCUGACACCGGCCGAGGCACCUUAACUGCAGCCACAAUUUGGUCACGAGCUUACCAUUCAAAUUAUUCUUACCUUGUACGCCCAAAAGUAGUGACUCUUUCUAAGCAUCGCGAAUUAAUGACUACUUUUCUUUUAUACGUUUUAUAUGUAUGUAUAUAUAUAAGUGCCUUCAUAAAAUAG